Candidula unifasciata is the source of this 1248-nucleotide messenger RNA. The record is from the annotation of a GenBank genome assembly. NCBI's taxonomy places the organism in Eukaryota, Metazoa, Mollusca, Gastropoda, Stylommatophora, Geomitridae.
AUGCAUACCUAUAGGACUGUGGGAAAAUGUGAAAUGAAAUCUGUAUACAUUCAAGUGACAGAGCUCGAAAUAGAAGAUGCAUAUGGCAACAAACCUAUGCCAGUUUGGGGUACAAAUGGUGGUCAGAGCUCUGGUGAAUUAUCAAUAGCUGAGUGCUUAAAAGCAGCUGCAGAAGCUGAACUGCAGAAUCAGUUAAAAGAUGUCACAACCUAUUCUACAUCAGAAUCUGGAGAAAUCAAGCCAGAAGUUGCUUCAGGAUAUGUUUUUGAUGAAUCCUCUGGAUUGUACUACCAUUCAGCCACUGGAUAUUAUUGGGAUCCAAAUUCUGGACUGUUCUAUGACUACACAACUAAAGCUUAUUACAAGUACAAUGAGGCAACAGGAGGAUAUGAGGUUUAUUCUCAGGCUGAAGUAUCAAGACAAAUGCAAAUACCAGACAGUGAAAACAAGGAGUUGUACACAGACAAAUCAAGCAUUCCAUAUAAUAUAGACAUCAUAUCUUCAAGGUUUUCACAAAUGAAAAUUGAUCUACAGAGUUGUAACAUUUGUCAGGUUAUGUCACCAACACAUUUUUUCUUAUUUUCUUUUCAGACAAAGAACAAAAGACACAAGAAGCACCGGAGCAGAACCAAGGAAGGAGAAUCAAGUGAUAAUUCCAGCCAAAAAUUGAAGAAACACAUAAAGUCAUCACCAGACAAAAUUGACAGCAAUGUGUCUGCUGAAAAUAUGGAUAAAAGCAGUACAGUGUUAAUGACAAAACAACAAGAAAGUGUGGAUGUUGAAGAUCUUGUUGAAGAAGAAUGCAGUGCAGACAAGAUGCUGGCAGAGGAAGAUAUUGAGCACAACAGUGAAUCAUCACAUAGUUGCACAAGCAGUGAUUCAGAGUCUUCUUCAGAAUCUGGAGAGCUGACUGCUGAAAGUUCUUCAUCAGAUGUGGAAAUGAUAGAGAUAGAGCAUCCACCAGUUGCCUAUGAAUCCAUAACAGAAAUGGCAGAGGAAUACCCACCCUGUAUACGAGUUAUCGUACAGAGUUCGGAUCACCUCAAGUGUGGGUCAUUGUAUAUAAUAACAUGCACUGGUGGUUAUGUUGGCCGGGAAAAGAACAAGGGACUUGCAAUUCAAAUAGAUGACCUCAGUGUCAGCAAGCUUCAUGCUGAAAUUGCUUUUGACUAUGAAGAACACUGCUACACACUCAGAGACAAAGGAAGUCAAAAUGGCACAGUUUUAAAUGGAGUAAAAUUAUCACAG